AUUGUGUAGAACAAGUACUUUCUCUUCAAUUAAAUAUUAUUUAUUAUUAUUUGAUGUUUUAUUCAAGGGGUGGGAAAUUGUUUGUGUGUGCAUGUCUGUGUGCCUAAAAAAAAAAAAGGUGGUGGAAGAUUUACAUUCAUCCACGUCACCGGUCCAAAACAUAACCAAGACCUGUUAAAAAAAAAUUUGGAUAAAAUCCUUCUGUAUGUUGAUUAGAUAGCACUAAUAUAUUUUAGCUCCAAGUUAUUGACAUUUUGUAUCGCAUGACAAUUAACCCCAGGAUAUCUUGACAGUGAUUUAGAAAGUCACAAGAUGACUUGGAUAUUCUGGUUGUUUGUUAUUGGGUGUUUUGGAUACGAGUCAGUUGUUGGACAAGGUCAAAGAGUUGCACCUGGUGUUCCACCUCAGCAUUACCAGCAACAACAACAUGUUCCCCAGCAUCAACAACAACCACCAUACCAGCAACCACAACAUCCACCACCACCUCAACAACAACAACAACAACAAUAUCCACCACCACCUCAACAACAACAACAACAACAACAAUUUCAACAGCCACAUCAAGUGCCAGUUCAACCUCAUCAACAAAAUGUUCCUCAGGGAGGACCUAAUGUAGGUCAUGGUCAUGGUCAUGGACAUGGACAUGAUGGACCACCUCAAAUUCUCAAUGCUGCAAAUAUUGCAGCAGAAAAAGAACAUAUUGGAGAACAUAUUGGUGUUCCAUCAAUGGAUACCAGUAAAAUGACUGAGCAAGAACUCCAAUUUCAUUAUUUUAAAAUGCAUGAUGCUGAUAAUAAUAAUAAACUUGAUGGAUGUGAAUUAAUAAAAUCACUUAUUCAUUGGCAUGAUCAAGGAAAUAAUGCUCCACAAAGUGGUGAUCAUGAUACUCAAGGACAUCCAGCACCAACUGUUGGUGAUAAAGUAUUUACUGAUGAAGAACUUGUUAAUUUAAUUGAUCCAAUCCUCAAUAUGGAUGACAACAACAAAGAUGGUUUUAUUGAUUAUUCUGAAUUUAUACUUGCCCAACAAAAAGCUGCUGCUCCAACAACUCCAUAAUAUUAGUAUAUUAAAUUCAAAAGAAAAACAAAAUUAUUAUAUACUUUUUAAACAAGUAACCUUAGAAAAAUCACUAGAACAAUAAUCAUUCAAUAAUAUAUUUAACUAGUUUUUUUUUUUUAUCAUGGCUAAAUUUUUUUAAUUUUUUUUUUUUGUUGCCGUCCAUGAUUUAUAAAUUUGCCAAGAUCAAUUGAAUGGACAAAUUAAAUUUUUCUUUUAAUUCUGUUUCUUCUACAUUUAUACUGAAAUAGUUGAUAUUUUGUAAGAAAUAUUUUGUUAAAUAAAUAUAAAGAAAAAUUA
Molecule: messenger RNA, 1356 nt
Organism: Aphidius gifuensis
Lineage: Eukaryota; Metazoa; Arthropoda; Insecta; Hymenoptera; Braconidae
Product: multiple coagulation factor deficiency protein 2 homolog
Exons: 6
Coding region: 313-1056 (247 amino acids)
Molecular function (GO): calcium ion binding
Source: RefSeq, a predicted model, not a curated record